Molecule: messenger RNA, 7662 nt
Organism: Eublepharis macularius
Lineage: Eukaryota; Metazoa; Chordata; Lepidosauria; Squamata; Eublepharidae
Product: zinc finger and SCAN domain-containing protein 2-like
Exons: 5
Coding region: 766-2982 (738 amino acids)
Biological process (GO): negative regulation of transcription by RNA polymerase II
Molecular function (GO): DNA-binding transcription repressor activity, RNA polymerase II-specific
Source: RefSeq, a predicted model, not a curated record
UUAAGAGCUACGGGGCGGGAAAGAGAAGGAGCUCCGCCAGGCUGGGCAGCCCUGCAGGGUGGGGGGUCUCUCUGGGUCCCAGAGGCAGAGCAAGCCAGGGAAGGAGGAGGCCAGACUGGCAGAUUCUCUCUUUCCGGAGAAGGGUUGCCAGCUCUGCACCCGGGCCCUUGAACCGAGAAUGGAUCUGCAGGAAGGACCAGGAGGGGAUCUGGCAACCCUACCCUCCAGGCCGGGAACAGAUUCCCUUGUAGAUCUCUGUGGAUCUCUGCUAAAAGCUCUGGAACGGGGCCAGCUGGGUUGGUUGGCUGUUCUCGUGCAAUGAGAUGGGGAGAGGCUAGAGCUGGACACAUGGUGACCUCCCUCUCUUAAGAAUCUUCUUAAGAAUCUCAGGGGGAAAGGUGGACUGUAAACAAACAACAACAAUAACAUUAAUUAUAAUUUUACUGAGAUCCCGCAAGUGGCUAAAAGCCCCUCGGAGUCAUGGAGGGGGUUUAUUUAUUUAUUUAUUUUAUUUAUGUUACAUCUGCUUUUCCUUCUGAGACUCAAGUCAGAUGACCCAGCGUAAAUUGCUAUGAUCAAUGGAUGGGACAUCCAAUAAACAAUGCAAUAGGCUUUCAUUGUCUGUUUUCCUCCAAAGAAUCUUUUCCCUGUUAUAGCAAAUGGAACUACUCUGGAGCAGGAGGAGAGAGAAGCCUCAUCUAGAACAUAGUAAUUCACAGCCACACUUUUUUAAAUAGGAAAAACAUCACAGAGCAAUUGCCUAAUAUGAAAAUGGAGGAGCAAGGCACUACAACAGAGGAGGCAUCAACGGGGAGAGCAAAAUCCCCUCACAUCCUCCAGGCUGGGAAUAUUGGAGAAUUCCUUCGAAGGAGAUCAGGAGAUCUGAUGACACAGCGAGCAGGGGAGGGUUUCGUCUCCCUUGCGCAAUGGGAAGCCCAGUGGCAGGAGUUCCUUAGGACAGUGGAGAACCCGCACUCUGCAUGGGGAAUCUCAUACCUGCCAGAUAAACGGUCACCCUGGAAGGAUACAAAGGCUUUUCUGGCCUCCUUUGAGGAAGUGGCAAAUGCCUGUCGGUGGGCCAAAGAAAAGUGGGCAACCCAACUCUUGCCAGCGCUCAGCGGGGAAGCCAAAGAGGCCUUUAAUAGUAUAGAUGUCAAAGACAGAGAGGAUUAUGGGAAAGUGAAGGCAGCCAUCUUGAGAGGGGAUGUCCUGAGCCGAGAGAAGCAGCGUGAAGAGUUCAGGCGUUUCAGCUACCAGGAAGCCGAGGGCCCACGAGGGACUUACAUUCGACUGCGGGAAACUUGCCGUGGGUGGCUGAGAGUGGAGAACCACAGCAAGGAGCAGAUCCUGGAGCUCUUGAUCCUGGAGCAGCUGCUGACCGUCCUGCCCCCAGAGAUCCAGAAUUGGGUGAGGGAAAGUGGCCCUGAGAGCUGCUCCCAGGCAGUGGCUCUGGCUGAGGAGUUCCUCUUAAGGCAGGAAAAGCAGGUGCCAUUGGAGGAGGCAUCUGAGAAUGUCUCCAAGGCAGGCCAGGAUCCAUCUGAGAGGGAGUGGAGGCAGCUCUCAAUGUACAUCAAGAAAGAGGAGGAUGGAGAAUCCAACCUGUUGGGAGAUGUAGAAGAGAUGGUUGGGGAGCUCCAGGGGUUCUCAUCAGAAAAAGUGAAGACUGAACAGGCUGAAAGAAACAUUAGGAAUCGAGAUGGACCACAGAGGCAGGAGGGAAGCCACACAGAAAAGAUGAGGGAUAAACCCAUUCCUUGCCAAGGAGGGGAAUUCUGGGAAAUCCCAGUCCAAGAAGAAAGGUCAACAAAAAAAAGAAGGAACAAAGGCCCCCAUGCAAACCAGAGAAUCCACUCCAGGGAAAAAGAAAACACAAGUGCAAUGUUUGGAAAGACCUUCAGUCAGAGCCCAAAUGUUAUUUCUCGGGAACAAAUUCCCUCAGAAGAGAAACCAUACAAUUGCUUGGAGUGUGGAAAGGGCUUCAGUCGGAGAACAGCCCUUGCUUCACAUCAAAGAAGUCAUUCAGGGCAUAAGCAAGAAGAAGAGGAGGAGGAGGAGGAGGAGGAAGAACUGUAUCAGUUACUGCCAGAUAAAGCCAAGAAUGAAGAGGUCAAAGGAAACUCCAGGAAUCAAGAUGAACGGAAGAGUCAAGAGGGAAGCCACAUGGUUGAGAAGACACAUCAACGUAUUCCGUGCCAAGGAGGAGAUUGCUGUGAAGUAAUUCACGUGACAAAGGAAAUAUACGGAUGCUUGGAGUGUGGAGCAAACUUCUCAGAUCAAACCCAAUAUAAUAUCCAUUUGCAAACACACUGUGGACAGAAGAUCAACAAAUUCUCAGAGUGUAGAAAGACCUUCCUUCACAGAGCAGAGUUCCUUAGCCAUUACCGAAUCCAUGCAGCAGGGAAACCCUAUACCUCCCCUGACUGUGGCAAAAACUUGUCACAUGAAUCAAACUUUAUUCAGCUUCACAGGAUUCGUUCAGGAGAGAAGCCAUUUAUCAGCUCAGAGUAUAGAAAGGGUUUCUAUGAUGGAAAAAAGGGUAAUGUACCUUUGCCAAGGCAUGGUAGAUGGAAGGCACAUGAAUGCUUAGAGUGUGGGAAGUAUUUCAGAUGCAGAUCGGAGCUCCUUGAGCAUCAAAGAACUCAUACAGGGGAGAAACCUUUUGAAUGCUCAGUGUGUAGAAAGAAAUUCAGUUGGAGCCGCAGUCUUCAGCUGCAUCGAAGACUUCACACAGGAGAGAAACCUUUUGAAUGCUCCGAGUGCGGAAAGAAAUUCACAUGGAGUGCCAGUCUUCAAAAUCAUCUAAGAACCCACAUAAAGGAGAAACCUUCUGAAUUGUCAGACUGUGGAAAGAGCUUCAACUUGAAUAGCGAUUUUCAGUGGCCUCAAAGAACCCACAUAGGGAGAAACCUUUUCGAUGCUCGGAGUAUGGCAAGAGCUUCAUUCACAGAUUCCGCCUUCAGCAACAUCAAAGAAUCUGCAUGAGGAGAAACUGCGUAGCUGCUUAGCUUGUGGUGAGCUAAGCGGCUAUGUGUCUUCUGACUAUUGUGCAGAUAUUUCACACCUUAAAAACAACCGCAUUGAAACCAUAUAAACACCUAGCAUCUGAAAAGAAACCUUACCAUAACCACAGAAACCAAACAAAUGCAAAUUGGGGACAAAUGGUAUAAAUGCUCAGAUUGUGGAAAAAGCUUUAGCCAUGAUGGAAGCCUCACACACAUCUCACAGGGAAGAAAGCGAGGAGGUGUUCUGAGAGUGGAAGGAGAUUCAAUACCAGCUCUGUCCUCUUUAAGCACUGAGGAAUUCAUUCAGUAGAAAGCUCAUGAACCUCAGUGUGGGCAAAAGCUUUAGGAUAAUUCCCAAUGGGGUAAAACUUUACUAUAGUUGGUUCCGAGGAAGAUCUUUCACUGCCCAAGCACUGAGAUUUCAGAAAGUAGUUCCUCAAAGAAGGGCCUUUUUAGUGCUUGCCCUUCUCUGUGAAACUCGCUCUUUAAGGGUAUCUGCUAAGCUAUGUCCUUUGGACGUCAGCAAAACUAGCAAAACCAUUUCUAUUUUCCUAAUCCUCUGAAGAAAUAGACAAGUUGAGGAGAGCAGAUAUCUAAAGCCUCUCUGCUGCGGGCACAAACAUAACAUGAACAGCCAGCAUCACUAAUUUACAACCAUUUUUAUCUGACAGUCUGACCUGCUGUGAGUUGUUCAGGUUCUCACAAGUCUGAAGCCCAAAAAAGUUCAGGCAGUAGGGUUGAAAGGAAAAGCUUGUCCCCCCUCCCCUCAAUAAGUUCAAAGGGGGCAGAGCACCUUUAACAACGUACAGUAUUGUGGAAAUGGGCAGGAAUCCUGGGAAGUGGUAAGUAAAUGUUGUGGGACACAAAUUCCCCAAUCCAAGUGGUUUCCCACCAAACUCCCAGAUUUUCCCAAAGAGCAUCAGGAGGGAGAACAAAAACCCAGAACUGCUCUGCCCCGCCCCUGGGCUCCAUCAGCUGGAAGUGACCUGAUCUAAGCUCUGGGGGAGGAGGUCAACUUUCUCACCAUGCGAUUUAUUUCAGGGCCAGGAUUUUCCCACCUCUGACUUUUCACCUGGCCCUUGAAUUCCUCCAUGGAGAUUGUGCUUUUAUUGAACACACUGAGAAAAUUCUCUUUUCAUCUCUGUAGUUUAGUUUGGAAAGGUAUCUGCCUAAGGGUUACUAACAGGCCUGGAGAGGAAAAAAACCUGUUCUGCCUCUUUCAUAGAGGCUUUGUGGAGGGAAACAGGCUGCUGAACUGGCACAGACAUAAAUAACAUCCCAUGAAGCCUCUGUUAAAGGGACAGGACACUUUUUUUCUCCAGGUAGUUGAUGAACCCAAACUUGGGUAUCAAUCUGAGAAAACAAAACUCUGCUAAAGAAGAGUUUUGAAGAGAUUAGUAUUUUUAUCAGUUAAUGCAGACUGUUCCCUUCUUUUAGCCAUGUGGUUUUUUUAAUGAGUUGGAUUUAAUUUUAUGUUUAAAAGGUUAGUCCAGUGUGUGUGGUGUGUCUUUUUAAAUGGUGUAUACAGCUGUAGAAAGAAAUCCUCUUGCAGGUUCUUGAGGCUGGUGCUAUGACAGAUCCUGGGGCUUGAACCCAACCCACUUUGCCCACAUUCAUGAUGUGGGUCAGUCAACUUCAAAAGCCAGUGUUGGGUUAUAACUGGGGUGGGGGUGGGGUCUGGUUUAAAUCCACACUUGGUCUAGAAGCUCUUUGGGCGGCCUUCACGUUUUCAGACUAACAUACUUUGCAAGCCUGUUGUAAAGAUUAAAUCUUUUGUGGAGUGGGAGGAAUCCUUGGAAGAAAUGUUUUCAAUAGGUGAGGAAAUCUUUGUGGGUAAAUGGUACAUCUUGGGCUGAUUGUGUGCCAAAUAGGUUUUUUGGCCAUCAUUUGAAGACCAUCGUCAAACUUCUAAGUUCCUUUUUUCAGAAGAGUUAUAGAAACCUCUAAUGAAGAGGGAGCUGGCAUCAACGCCUAGGUUUAAACAUCUACUUGGGUUACCUUAGACAGGGGUAUCCUUCUCUGCCAAGUAGCAAAGAUAGUAAUUGGGGGGAUCUGCCUCUGGUGGUUCUGGUCUUGUCUGGCUGAUCAGUCCCAGAGGUGGGGCUGGGCGACUCCUGCUUGUGACAUGCCAAGGGGUCUGAGAGCUCUAUUUUGUCCUCAGUGUUUUGGAUUCUGGAAGUUCUGGGGCAUUUUAAGAGUCUCAGAGGUAUCUCUGCUGGAGUCUCUAUUCAGGCCUGGAACGUGAGGCUCCUUGCAGCAUUGGAUGGGAUCUUUCUCCUUGGUCCUCUCCCACUUUCAAACAGGCUCCUGGCCGCAUAAUUAACCUGGGAGCUGGAAGAAUUACUGAGCCAGGCUGAGCAGAGUCACACCCUUCUGUGCACUGAAGUAAACUCUCCUUUGGACUACAGGGUUCAAGGUGGCUGAGAGCAGAGACAGGGGGUGGGGGGGGGAACAUUUUCCAGUUCUUAAUUUUGCUGCCAAUUUUGUUUCCUUUUGUUUCAUGAAAGUAAUAGUGAAUGGGUACCAUUGCCAAUACAAUUAAUGUGGUUCAAGUAAGAUCUUGGCUGCCAUUUUGACAACAGUGCAAAAACAUUCAUGCAUUAGUUAAAGUGCUCCAGUACAGGCUUGAAAGCAACGUGAAAUCUGUGUGUGUGUGUGUGUGUGUGCGCGCGUGUGUGUGUGCGUGCAUGCGUGUGUGUGUGGUCGUCUGGAAAGAUUUUGUUUCCCCCUCAGUAUGGUAAAAUGGUACUCCUCUGGAGCGGGAAGAGAUGUCCAACUACGAGAAGAUGUAAGAUUAAUGGUGGAGAUGUUUGUUUAGAGAUGGGCUGUCUCCAGCAGAUACCAACUCCUGGGAAAAGCUUACCAAAUGAUGCCCUGUGGUACGCCCAUGAUACUGAAAUGAGUGGUGCCUCCCCAAAUGUCUGGGUAGUACUAAGAAUUUCUCUUAACUUCCAGUUAUAGUUGCCAUAGAUGAGAGUAGUUUCCCAAUGCCGAAGCUCUUCAAAGCAUACUUAUGAUCUACCGUGGGAGCUUAUACCCUGAUAGCAAAGUGGAGGUGCAUAAUGGGAUAGCAUCCCACGUCAUGGAGGAACGCUGAAGAAGCCCAUGCCAGCCUGAGCCAGAACUAACAUGUGGAUGCGUGCAGUGUAGCUGCACUGUGCGAGCGGACAGGAGAGCAACUGGGAAAUGUGUAAAUGCAUUCCCUCGCCAUUCAUCUUGUGUAGUUUUGGUAUGUGAUGAGUGCUCCCUUCUGUUUUCAGCAGCCAUUUAAUGGCAUCGAAUACCAGCAGAAAGUUUGCUAGGGUUUUUUUUUAACACUUUACUUUCCUCUGGAUUGCUCUUGGCUCUUUCAAAUGAUUUUAUAGUCUUACUUAAUUUAGGCUUAAUUUGGCCCCAAAUUAAUCUUGAUGCAGGAUAAUUAGCCAACCGAAGAGGUGGCUGACUGUUGCAGCUCUGGGUGAGUCACAGUUAUAUACCUGUCUCCUUCUCAGGCGGUAUGCCCAAACAGUGUAAGUGAUCAGAACCACAAAGAUAACGGGCUGGAAACUUCUGUGUGAGAAACGUUCUUAUUCUUUGACACUUGAAAAUAGUUUUGGAAGGGGCAGUCGCCAGAGCACCUCUAAUUUGAAUUCCAAAAAGGUUUUGUCUAUUGAGCAUAUGGGCUCUACAACAAAUACAACACACAAAAUUUAUAAAAGAAUUAAAAUGUUUACUUUUUUAAAGUACAUGCAUAUUUUCUGCUAUCGUUACAAGGGAAGCAGAGAUAUUGUUGACUGUAAAAAGUUCACUAACAUACCUUUGAUGAAACACAAACAUCAAAUAUCAACAUCGUGCUCUCUCACUUGAGGAAUCUCACUAAACCAACUUGUAGAGAGGGCUCCAGGUCUCCUGCCCUGGAAGGAAGUUGGAUGGAGGGAAAGAGGAUGGGUCUCAUCAAGGGAAGCAACUAGAAAAAAUGUGAUGGUCACAUACAGGCACAGGCCUUAUGGUGUAAUGUAAACCUUCUGUAGCUGAAGCUCUUCCCACCCUCCAAGCAUUUAGAUGGCUUCCCCCUGCCUGCAUCUUCUGAUGUCUACUGAGGUUGCUACUCUGAGACAAGGGCUGUUUCCACAUGUUCCCCCCUCCCCCCAAAAGGCGCAAAACUUAAUGGAAUGGCGUGCCUUCAUAACACGAUUUUCCAUCAUGAAAUCGCUUUGUGGCACAUUUUCUUGUUGACAUAAUGAGCCAAGAAGCAUGUGUGCAUCUUGCUGUUUAGGUCUGUCUGUCAUAACUGAUGUAAUAGAUCUAUUUGACAGGUCCUUGGAUGAUGCAAGAGCGAAGAAACAGCUUAGUCACCUCACCUGAUGUGCUGGGAUUGGACACUGGGGGGUGCUAUAGAUGUAUAUAAGCCAGCUGUGUCUGGUGUAAGUGUGGAGCUUGUUCCAGUAAGUGCUUGGUGAAGCGCUUUGACACUGAGAACAAAGUCUUGUAUAUAAGUCACUGUAAAAUAAACUGUACAUACACUUUUACUACUAUAAGUGUGUGGAAGCCUUAUUUAUAGCUCAGCUACAGUUCAAACCACGCUGUGCCAGCACGCUGUGCUGGGUUAUGGGCCCAGAACCGCGUGGUGGGCGUUGAAGGUUCGAGGAACUGUGAGCGGUGAACUCCUGAGAGGCUUGGA